Symsagittifera roscoffensis is the source of this 2758-nucleotide messenger RNA. RefSeq lists its product as uncharacterized. The record is from RefSeq and is a predicted model, not a curated record. Bases 22 to 2637 code for a protein of 871 amino acids. The transcript has 8 exons. Lineage: Eukaryota; Metazoa; Xenacoelomorpha; Acoela; Convolutidae. Gene Ontology annotation, cellular component: cytoplasm.
UAAACUUAUUAAAUAGAUGACAUGACUGUCCUUGAAGAUAUUUUGGCUAAAGGGGAAGUCGAAGAAGAGCUUUUGGUAGAGUUAUCAGACGAGCAGAAAGUUGUUUUAUUUUACAAAAUUCGCCAAGAGCAGAUCAAACGAUGGGAAAAGCACUAUAACAAUGUCACAGAUGAAAGCAAAGUUAACCGUAAAACCGAGUUUCUCAAGGGCACUGAUGGAAAUGAUUGGGUAUGGGUCAUGGGAGAUGCACCUGGUGAUGAGAGUUACGACCAAGUCUGGGUUAAGUACGCACUACAGUAUGCCGAGCAGGAAGUAGCGAAACAACAGGGCACUGGAACCAUAAAUGCGUCUAUAAACAAUAAUGUACCUGUAUCGUCUGUUGAAGAGCUGAAAGGAGUUCAAAGAGUUGCUGCCGUUGCAGCUAGAAUUGACGCACAGACCAUUAGCGAAUACCCAUCCGCGAAUUGCAACACAAACAAGGAGCUUGAAGAAACAGCGCAAGAAAAACAAAAUGUCGACAAGGAAUUUUUUGAAGCGCGAGCUGUAGCGAACGAAGACAGUUCUAAACCAGAUUCAGGAGACUUUUCGUUGAACGCAAAGAAUGUAAUCACUUCGGUAGAUGAACCGCAAGAUUCGUCCGCAACGAUUUCUUCGCUUUCCGAAAACUAUCCGAUUGACCAAUCAGGUACAAGUGUAGAGAUUUCUUCGCUGGAAGAAGCAGGUGAUAGUAGACUGACCCCCACAUUGGAGGACGAAAAUAACCAAAAUGACGCAAGAGAUAACUUCAAUUUUGUUGAUGAUGAUGUUGAUGAAAAGUUCCCUCUCGAAGGGGAUGAUAAUCUUGACAUGCUGGAAUCGGUCAGCAAUCAAAACGAUUCGGAUUCGAGCGAGGAGCACAUGCCUUUCCCGGUAGAGCAACCAGAAACAGAUGCUCAAAAAGGAACUGAAAUAUCAAACUUGCAAACGGCUCAGGAAAACCGCGGCUCCUCUGUUUCUCCAGAUGUCGUGUCUGAAUCUUUGGGCUCUGUCCAGGACAGAAUGAAAGCGUUUGGAUCAACCGUUGGGUCUAAAUUUCAACCCAAAUCUAGAAAUGCUCCUGCGGUACCAGCUAUUCCGGUGUACAGGCCUAAACUGUCACAAAACAACUUAACCUCGGAACCAGAGAUGAAGUUUCCUGUUGUAACUGAGAACCGAGGUACAAUAGCGGAAUCAGUCAGACCUAACUCACAGAACCCGAAUCCUAAUAAUGCGACUUUCGAGGCAAACUUUGGACGCUUUAACUCAUAUAAACCGACUCCAGUUCAACCGCCGAUGUAUAGACCAACAUAUAACGGAAAUCAGCCAAUGCCCUUCUACGCUCCUCAACGCACAAGUCCUUCUACUAGCGACAGGACAACUUGGUCUGCUUCUGUAAAUUAUCCAAAUAACCCUUCACCUGUUAAUCGUUCGCAUUUCUCGCCGAACUCGUCACAAAAUGGUUCCAACAUGACGUUCGACUACAAUAUUUCAGGAUCCGGAUCUGUUUUACAACCUGGAAGUAAUUUUUCCUCCUUGUCCAGGACCAGCAACGGGUCAUCAGGUCAAGGUCAAAUUAAAACAAACCCUUACGCACGACCACCACAGACUACCCAGAACGGCAAGCCAAUUGUUCCUCCGAGAAAUAUGACGUCCUACCCACACUUGAACCAAAGUGGUCAGAGUCACUCCCCUGGACCUGAGACGCCGCCAUUGUCAUCCAUAAAUCUGGAUGACAGUGUUUCCCAGCUCAUUGCAAAGCAGAAUGUGAUGGUGCAGAAAUUCCUGCGGCAGUCGAUCAUCAGAGACGAAGAACAGGCGAAUAAACUGCAGGCCACUUGGGAGGAAAGCGAACGGAAAGCGAAAGAGCAAGACGAGAGGUUAAAGCAGGAGAACCAACGCUACCGGGAAAUGGCGAGACGCGUGAUAAACGAACAACUUCCUGUACCUCUGAGCAGGGCCUUUCUGCUGUCCAGCGACAAGAGUGCGGCCGAUGCAGCUGGACCCCAGAGCAAGCAGGAGGUGAUCCAGUGGUUCCAGCGGGAAGAGCUCGAUAGCAGGGCUGGCUGUGAACCACAGUCUGGUGCUAUUUGCGUUUGGUUCCAUGGAAUCAUCAACCGAAGUAAAGCCGAACAGCUAUUGCGUCAUCUGACAAUUGGUUCUUUCCUGGUGCGAGUGAGCGAGAAGAUUUUCGGCUACACUCUCUCCUACAAGUCACACGACAGGUGCAAACAUUUCCUGAUAGACAAACACGACGGAACCUACCAGUUCUUUGGCCUGAACAUGAAACGGCACAGCUGUCUUUAUGACCUGGUGAACUACCACCGGAACAAGCCCGUUUCAGCCAGUGGGAAUGAACUGCUGGUGUACCCGGUGGGACAAGUGAACGGUCAGCCUCUGGACUACGCGGAGUUGUUCCAGAGGAACCUACUGCUGUCGAAACAGAACAGCGCAAACAACCACAACAGUGGAAAUUCACUGUCUAGUUUACCGGUUACCAACGGAGGGAAUAAUAUUAAUAGUGCGGGUGGACCUGAUAGAUCGAACGCUGCAAAUGGAGCGUCUUCUGCUAACACUUUCGUCUAUCCUAACAGAAACUUAGCACUAGCGACCAGGUUUUAAACUGGAAAUAGAACUGGAUUAAAAAUUUAUUGAUUCGUAAUAUGGAAAUACCUUCUCUUAAAGUUUGAAGCUAAAGUAGUUUUGAUAUCUUUUGGAAAUAUUAGUUUAUGUUGUAUUUAAU